ACUUUAGAAUUCCAAAAUAGCUUUCCACCACUAAUAGACUAAAUCCGGAAACAAUGCUUUACCCACACCAAUAUUCCAGGACUUUCAAACCCCCUAAAAAUGGCAUCAAAGAAAAGUCAAGUGGUGGAUAAUGCCAAGUGAAACCCAUAUAUAUUGCCAUGCUGUUUAACAAAGUGACAGCAACACAUCCAUUCACCAUUCUAUAUAAAGAAGAGUCAGAGCAAACUGAAGAGAUCAAAAUCAUUUAUAUAAGGAAAAGCAGAGAAAAGUGUUCAUAGUUCAUACACACUACUUGCCUCUUUUCACUGUAGAAUCAUCUAGUUUAGUGAAACAAUAUGGCUGGAGGAGCUUUUGUUUCUAGUGGUGAGGGUGCCAACCAUGAGGGUCAGGUCACUGUGUUUGUGAUCAUUUCUUGUAUGGUUGCUGCCAUGGGUGGUCUCAUUUUUGGAUAUGACAUUGGAAUCUCAGGAGGGGUGACUUCGAUGGAGGAGUUCUUGACAAAGUUUUUCCCAUCAGUGUAUAGAAAAGAGAUUUCAGAUGGUGCCAGUCAAAACCAGUACUGCAAAUUUGAUAGUCAGAUGCUCCAGUUGUUCACCUCUUCCUUGUACCUGGCAGCACUUGUUGCUUCUUUCCUUGCUUCUGUAAUAACCAGGAUGUUUGGUCGAAAAAUAUCGAUGUUUAUCGGAGGGGUUGUCUUCCUUGUGGGUGCUAUUCUCAAUGGUGCCGCUACUAAUCUCGCAAUGCUGAUCAUUGGCCGCGUAUUGUUGGGUGUAGGCGUUGGUUUCGCGAAUCAGUCAGUACCCGUUUAUCUAUCUGAAAUGGCACCAGCGAAGAUCAGAGGAGCUCUGAACAUUGGCUUUCAGAUGGCAAUUACAAUUGGCAUACUAGUCGCUAACCUUGUGAAUUACGGCACAUCAAAGAUGAAGGGAGGAAAUGGGUGGAGGAUUUCCUUAGGUCUUGCGGCAGUACCUGCAAUAAUGAUGAGUGUUGGAUCUCUCUUCCUACCCGACACACCGAAUUCCCUGAUUGAGAGAGGCCAAACUGACAAGGCAAAGAAGAUGUUACAAAAGAUUAGAGGCACUGACGCUGUGGACCAGGAGUUCCAAGAUCUUAUCGAAGCAAGUGAUGCAGCGAAGCAAGUUGAACAUCCCUGGAGAAAUAUCAUGGAGCCAAGAUACAGACCUCAACUUGUCAUUACUUGCUGCAUCCCAUUCUUUCAGCAGCUAACUGGCAUCAACGUGAUUAUGUUUUAUGCUCCAGUUCUCUUCAAGACCUUGGGAUUUGGUGAUGAUGCUUCUCUCAUGUCUGCGGUUAUUACAGGCCUUGUUAAUGUCCUAGCCACAAUAGUUUCUGUUGUCUGCGUCGAUAGGUUUGGUAGACGGGCCCUGUUGCUUGAAGGAGGCACACAGAUGUUUGUUUGCCAGAUUGCUGUUGGAGUUGUGCUAGGCUUGACGUUUGGGACCAGCGGUCAAGGUUCAUUGCCGAAAGGUGCUGCAGAUUUUGUGUUGUUCUUGAUAUGUGCAUAUGUUGCAGCAUUUGCAUGGUCUUGGGGUCCAUUAGGGUGGUUGAUACCCAGUGAAAUAUCACCUCUAGAGAUCCGAUCAGCGGGGCAAGCAAUCAAUGUCUCAGUGAACAUGUUUUUCACCUUCGUAAUAGCUCAAGCUUUCCUCUCCAUGCUUUGCCACAUGAAGUUUGGUCUCUUCUUUUUCUUUGCUGCAUUUGUGCUAAUAAUGACCAUCUUCGUCUAUAGCCUCUUGCCUGAGACCAGAAUGGUCCCCAUUGAAGAGAUGAAUGGUGUAUGGAAAUCACAUUGGUUCUGGGGCAAGUACAUUCCAGAUGAUGCUCCAGGUACAAGCCACAGCGCCCCGCUUCCUCCAGGCAAGCAGGUUUGAAUAAGCAGAUAAGCAAGUUCUGAAUAAAAGGCAACACAGCCGAGGUUUAGAUUGCGAAAUCUCAUAAAGGCACAAGAGAAGACAUGAAGAGCAAAAUGAAGGAUAUAUAUAGCACUUAAGCCAUGCUUGGUGAUUUAUAUCUAAGAAAAAUGUAAUCUAAGCUGACAAUUUUGAUUUGUUUGAUUACUUUCUUCACCAUUACUCUGUAACUUGUUCCUUUUCUUUGAACUUGAAGAAUGAAGCACUUGCUGUUACCCUCUUCAAUCAUCUGUUCCAAGCACACCAACAACCAUCAAAGCCUUAAACAUACCAAACUCAGUCCUCUCAACUAUGGCUUUCACUACAAAACCA
This is a messenger RNA of Tripterygium wilfordii, 2243 nucleotides long. RefSeq names its product sugar transport protein 10-like. The coding region runs from base 336 to 1892 and encodes 518 amino acids. Gene Ontology annotation, molecular function: monosaccharide transmembrane transporter activity. Gene Ontology annotation, biological process: monosaccharide transmembrane transport. The record is from RefSeq and is a predicted model, not a curated record. Gene Ontology annotation, cellular component: membrane. NCBI's taxonomy places the organism in Eukaryota, Viridiplantae, Streptophyta, Magnoliopsida, Celastrales, Celastraceae. The transcript has 4 exons.